Chara braunii is the source of this 879-nucleotide messenger RNA. The record is from the annotation of a GenBank genome assembly. NCBI's taxonomy places the organism in Eukaryota, Viridiplantae, Streptophyta, Charophyceae, Charales, Characeae.
AGUCACCCCUGUCCCGAGAAAGAGGGGGCCUAAGAAGUUCCAACUGAAAAGCACCCUGGACGAAGUAGACAUGAGAGAGCAGUUGAGAAGAGCAAUGGACAUGCUCAUUCCCAUUACUCUUAAGGAGUUUAUAGUUGGGUGUGGUCUGGCGAGAGAUGAGCUAAUAGAAAUGAUGAAGAUAGCUAAGGUGCCGCUGGUGGAGACGGCAAUCUCUGGAGACCCAAAGGAGGAGGCAAAAACCUCCGUCUUAAUGACCGAGAAAAGAAAGGAAGAGAGAGCGAAGACCAUUGAAGGCCAGGGCAACUACUUUUACGUCCUUGGCGGUGAGAAGCUAAAUGUCGCCGUGAAUGGAGUGAGAAUGGAGGUUAUAGUGGAUGACGGGUCCGAGUCUACCGUCUGUGAAGAUAAGGUGGCGCGAGAGCUUGGGCUAGAAAUGGACAAAAGUGUCGCUAUGGCCAUGGUGUCGACCAAUAAGCUGAGACAGUCGGCGCUUGGGGUGUGCCAUAAGGCCAAGGUUGUGGUAGCUGGAGUCGAGGCCACCGUGCCGGUUUUCACGGUGGAAUAUUAUUCAUCGGAGCUAAUCCUUGGGAGGACCUGGCUAACACGUGUCAAAGCUACCACCGAGAACAAGCGGGAUGGAAGCCAGACAGUCACCGUAGACGGGCCCGAGGGCAGCAGGGUUACCCUAAAGACUGUGAACGAAUUUGAUCAACGUCACAAUGUCUCCUUACAAAAUAAGGGUCAGUUAAUGACGAGGAGCUGCCAAAUGAUCCCUGAGGAACUCACCCUAGGGCCUCACUGAGUAAAGGGGAGAAGGAUUGAGGUAGAAGAUAUAGAGGACAAAUAUGUGGUAGACGGGACGGGACGGCUUACUCAAAA